Molecule: messenger RNA, 1056 nt
Organism: Neohortaea acidophila
Lineage: Eukaryota; Fungi; Ascomycota; Dothideomycetes; Mycosphaerellales; Teratosphaeriaceae
Product: cyanate lyase C-terminal domain-containing protein
Exons: 3
Coding region: 218-868 (216 amino acids)
Molecular function (GO): DNA binding; cyanate hydratase activity
Source: RefSeq, a predicted model, not a curated record
GAGCCUUGUCCGCCAACCGCAAGCAAGCUUUACCCCACUCCCAAUGACCUCCGAACUACGACAUCAGUGGAAACGUAAACAUCCGUCCAUCGAUUGCCCGCCGUUCUUAUCAGCGAUCCCCCAUCUUCGCCAUCCGCAUAGCUCUCUCUCAUCAUAGCUUGCCAAAUCCCACUAGAUUCCCCCUCUUCACCUUACCUGAGCUCUGCGUCCCCCAGCCAUGUCUUCCUACCUUAGAACCACCACUCGCCUCACCCCCCUGCUUGCAACCCGAGCAGCCAUCGUCCGCCCAGCUACAGCCUCCUUCCUCCCCUCGCACCGUAACGCCUUCGCCACCAGCGCAGCGAAAAUGGCCGCCGCUCCCAUUCAAGGCAUCUCCAGCGGGCCCGCCCUCGCGGAGCUCAACGCCGACAUGAUCCCCCACCUCCCCAGCCACAGCCCGCUCCUCUUCGCCCAAAAGAAAGCAAAAAGCCUCUCCUUCGAAGAGAUUGCGCGCGCCCUCAACCGCGACGAAGUAGCCGUCGCCGCCCUCUUCUACGGCCAAGCCAAAGCCUCUGCCGAAGACGUCACGGCGCUGUCGAAGCUGCUCGACAUCUCCGAGGCGACGCUGCUCGCGACGGACAUCACGUCCAUCCCGGACCGCGGGCGCACCAUCAUGCAGAUGCCGCCGCGCGAGCCGCUGAUUUACCGCUUGUUCGAGGUGGUGCAGAACUACGGGUAUGCGUACAAGGCGGUGCUGAAUGAGAAGUUUGGCGAUGGGAUUAUGAGUGCGAUUACGUUUAGUACAAAGGUGGAGAAGGAGACGGAUGAGAAGGGGGAGUGGGUGAAGAUUACGCUGCGCGGGAAGUGGCUGCCGUAUUCCCGCUUCUAGAUUGAUCGGAGCUCGUCCAGGAAUGAAAAGGUGGAAGGACGGAGGGAGAUACACGAUGCAGUCAGACUUCAUCUCAAACGGAGCCGCCUGAAAGUCGUGACUGGGCCGCAUGCAACUUACACGUGACUGACGCAAUGUAAUUACCACAUUUACACGACGAUUGGUAAAGGUCGCACAAACUUUUCAUG